Messenger RNA from Pygocentrus nattereri (red-bellied piranha), 4258 nucleotides. RefSeq names its product ORAI calcium release-activated calcium modulator 2 (gene orai2). Gene Ontology annotation, molecular function: store-operated calcium channel activity. The transcript has 3 exons. Gene Ontology annotation, biological process: store-operated calcium entry. Gene Ontology annotation, cellular component: membrane. NCBI's taxonomy places the organism in Eukaryota, Metazoa, Chordata, Actinopteri, Characiformes, Serrasalmidae. Bases 1172 to 2017 code for a protein of 281 amino acids. The record is from RefSeq and is a predicted model, not a curated record.
UAUCUGAUAUUUUGCCUAAUACUUGAUAGAAAAGGAGCCGCUGACGGCGCGGCGCCUCGUUUCUCGUCUCGAACGUGAACAACGCUAACUCGCUAGCCGGCCGAGGAGCGAAACUAUAGACGCUUGCUAAUUAAUUUAGCCGCUGUACGCGAAGCGAGACGUGUCCCUACAGGUGUGUGUUUUAGGGGUGCAGAGGCUGGUUUGCGUCUGUGGACCGUGUUGCCUGAACGAGCUCGGCUUAGCCAACAUCACGGUGAAUGUGUCCAGACAGCUGUUUAACUCAUCAGGCAGCUCAGCGGCUCCGGCUAACUUUAACUUCGUUUUCUGAGAGGUUUGGUUACUAGCCCCAAAUUUAGGUCGCUGUCGUGCAGCAAACUGAAAUGUUUUCAUAUUUAAGUGACGUUUAGCUGCUAUUUUCUGUAUUUCACACAUUCCUCUUUUUGAAAACGCAGCCAUUCAGGAACUUACGAGGUGCGAGUCGGCUGCCUUGAUAGAAUCUUGCCGUUCCACCUUAAAUGGUGCAGCAGUUACACUCUGACGCCUCAGAUUUUACGUGUAACUGUUCUCCCAUUUAAGGUGGAACGGGGAAAAUUCGAGCCAGAAGCUGGCGAAUAGGGGGCUGGCUUCAGCCUCGUCAGGAAUUUUAAUCCAAAAAUUGCAGCUUUCCCGGUCAGGCAGUGAUAGCCUGUAGCAUCGGCUGGUUGUCUUUGUUAUUGUGGAAUAUUUAGCAUAUGCUAUAAGCUAAAUGACCCACACCAACAGCCAGCUGCUCUCCCUUUAGAUUAAUACUGAGCGCUGGAAUUAAAACCCAUGUUCUCCAGUAACGUGUGCAAAGUUACACGUGGCUGAGUGUCUUACUGUACAGCGGCUGACUGUAAACGUGUGAAUGGUCUGUUACCUAGCUGUUAUAUUUGGCGUUAGUUUUUAUUCCCAGUCAUGCAGUGAAUCUGACGUGGCGCAUAUUCAUGAGCUUGACUAUUUGCGCGCUGACACUCUGUUUAUGGUGUGAUUUGGGGUUUACUGUCCUAGAGCUUCUCACAGAACCUGCGGUUUCUGGGUUUGUUUUCGGUUCCCUCAGCUGUCACGCCAUGCCACACGUUCAUAUCCGGUGUAGUUGUUUGCUUUUGCCACAGUACAUCUGUGUGGUCGCCUAAUACUCCUUUUCUUUUAUAUGAGCCAGAGAUGUGUGAUGAACCCUGCUCAUAAAACCGGGGAAACCCAGCCAUUCACAAUGAGCAGUGACCUGAACGUGCCAAUGGGAUCCUCGACUGCCGGGAUGUCCGACAGGCUCCAGGACGGAGGCGGGAUGGACUACAGGGACUGGGUCCGUCGCAGCUACCUGGAACUGGUCACCUCCAACCACCACUCUGUCCAGGCUCUCUCCUGGAGAAAACUCUACCUGAGCAGGGCCAAGCUUAAAGCCUCCAGCCGUACUUCAGCCUUGCUCUCUGGCUUUGCCAUGGUGGCCAUGGUGGAGGUGCAGCUGGAGAUGCAGUAUAGCUACCCACGUGUCCUCCUCAUUGCCUUCAGUGUGUGCACGACAGUGCUUGUGGCCGUGCACCUCUUCGCGCUGCUCAUCAGCACCUGCAUCCUGCCCAAUGUGGAGGCGGUCAGCAACAUCCACAACCUCAACUCGGUCUCAGAGUCGCCCCACGAACGCAUGCACCAGUACAUCGAGCUGGCCUGGGGCUUCUCCACAGCCCUGGGUAUACUGCUUUUCCUGGCCGAGGUGGUGCUCCUCUGCUGGAUCAAGUUCCUGCCGGUGGACUCGGGGGCUUCCCCGAAGCUGAACUGUACCGGCCCGGCAGCCCCACAGCCAGGCCAUAGCGGCUGGCAAGCGGCAUUGGCCUCCACCAUCAUCAUGGUACCUGUGGGCCUCAUCUUCGUAAUCUUCACCAUCCACUUUUACCGCUCGCUGGUGCGCCACAAGACGGAGCGCCACCACCAGGAGAUCGAGGAACUGCACAAGAUCAAGGUGCAGCUGGAUGGCCAUGAGAGGGGGCUACAAGCAGUGUGAGCAUUUGAUCUUCAGGUUUGUUUUUUUUUUUUUUUCCCCUCUUUCUUUGAUGUGGCACCAUUUGUCACGCCUUCAAGCGCCUUGGUUCACAGCCUUUUAGCUCAUAGAAGCCAGUUCCCCAAUGAGUGCUUUUAAAUGCAGAAUAUGCAUAAUGUUUUGCCAUAAUUUAUCACAUGCAACAGUCUGGACAGUGUCUUAUUCUGCCUUGUGUAAAGAAAUGUGAUGGAGAGAUAGGAGGCGCUUUAAAGGAGGGGAAAAAUACAGGCAUGUUUACAGAAUUUUACAUCAAGGGCUAUUUUGUUUUCCUUUUGUUUAGUUAAUCUUCUUCAUUUUUCUAAUGCUUUUCAAGUGUGUGCUGUCUUCUAUUGCUAUGCCUCAAGACCCAGAGAAUGUUACACUAUGUUUUAAGCUUUUUUCCCCUUUGGAGUUGGCUGGUAUUUGGGUGGUGUGUAAAGGUGUGCAAAAAUUUGGUCAGAGAACUGACAAAAACAAGGGUAAGAAAGCAGAAGACUUUGUUACACUAAUAACUAAAAACCUUUAGGCUCACUGCCAGAGUAACUGAGUCAGAUAUGCAAUGAUUAUUAAUCGCAGGGCUGUACCGGCUGAGCUUCCAUUUGGUGGUGAAAUAUGUUGUUUAUUACUUACCAAGCGUUUUGACCUUUUUUAUACUUUGGAGUCAAGAUUCAUGUUCCAUAUUCAUUCUUUGUAAAAUUGCAGAGGACCAUUUAACAGCAAGAAAUGUCUUAAGUGAGUUUUAAAUUAAGCAGCUCUAGCUAGUAGUGUGAACUUCUGUAUUUCUAGGCCAUGACAACCUUUAUGCAGUCAGUUUUACAUUUUUAAGCACAAAGCAGAAUUAUAGUCCAGUAGAGUUUUUGUCUAUUUGCAUAUCGUGCUUAGUGCCAUCUCAUUUCACUGCUAGAAGUUUACAUUAGGCUUACUGUGGCAGAACAUACAUGCUUUAAAAAACCUAGGGUUAAACUUGUUGUACAGAGAGCUUGCACUUUAAAUGGGCCCGAUUACGAAACUGCCUACUUCAGAGAUUAAAGUGAAAUUGCAUUUUGAUUUUUGAGGUUAGACCUAAUGGAUCUGCUUCGUGAACUGUAUAAUGCAGUGAUUCAAGUGGGCAGAGUUUGCCAAGCUCUAGAUGCUUCCUCCAAAAAACCUUUAAAUAAACCAUCAGUUUAUAUAACAGGAAAAUGUGAGGAUGACAUUCCAAAAAAAAAAAAAAAACACGAGUUUUACCAAGAACUGACUGCCUUACUGCAAAGACAUGAAGUGCACUUGUGGUGUCAUUCAUCACAUCAGACUUGUUUGUUUAUGAAGUAUAAAUAAUGGUUUGGUGAUUUACAGUAGUAUUUUGUGAAGCAUAAUCUCAGUCACAUCAGGUUUCUUCAUUUUUGCUGCCACUCGAGUCUUGUGUUACAUUAUUACUGUGGUUACAAAACCUCAAAUCUCCAAAAUGGUAACUAUAGGAACAUUCUUAACUUGAAUGGAUGAUAAUAUAAGAAGAUUUUAUUGGAAGUCAUUUUGAACCAUUUCUAUUGGACGACUCAUCAUGAAAUGUUAACGUAAUUGGCACCGGUUGCAUUUGCUGUUUUCUAAUGACGGAACAAAAUGAAAACAGAGGAAAUGCAUUCGAAGGUUUUCAUGUGACAGCAACUAUGGAAAUACCUGCUUCAUUCACGCAUUAGGUCAACUUUGUCAUGCUUUGUGAAAUAUUGCUUUGCUGUUGUAUUUAUUGAGCUCAUGUAAUGAGCAGGGAUCACUUUUAGUCUUUCACAUCCCAGUUGUAUGAACAUUUGGAAGAUCAUCUAAGAUCAGCAGUCUGAGGCAGUUUAAACAUGUGGGCCCAGUAUACACUAUAACACUGAGUACUGUACGCUUUAACAUUUGAGUCGAAACUCAGACCACCUCGUGCAUUUGCGUCCUCUUGGCAUCAAUGGCUGAAAAGAGGAAAACUGACCAAAAUGAAGUACUUGCAUAGCGAAGGCUUGUGGACUUUACAAAAGUACCAAUGCCUUUGAGCAGUUUGCUUUUGAAUAUUACUUCACUUCAGUGUGCCACACACCAUGGUGACCACACAAAACAAGAAAUGGACGUCCUGUGAAAGCUGACAUAAUGUAUUCUCAUGCACAAUAUGUAACCAGUCUUUUUGUGGGGUGGCAUGUCUUUUUCACAUCCCUUCUGUGUAAUUGUAUGUUAAUUUAUGUCAAAUAAACACCUUAUUUUGUUUACUUUCAA